Messenger RNA from Pyrus x bretschneideri (Chinese white pear), 2840 nucleotides. Its product is annotated as origin of replication complex subunit 1A. Bases 121 to 2673 code for a protein of 850 amino acids. Gene Ontology annotation, biological process: DNA replication initiation; mitotic DNA replication checkpoint signaling. Gene Ontology annotation, cellular component: nuclear origin of replication recognition complex. The transcript is spliced from 16 exons. NCBI's taxonomy places the organism in Eukaryota, Viridiplantae, Streptophyta, Magnoliopsida, Rosales, Rosaceae. The record is from RefSeq and is a predicted model, not a curated record. Gene Ontology annotation, molecular function: chromatin binding; DNA replication origin binding; ATP hydrolysis activity.
CCUCCGUAGCAAUUUUCCCGCCAUUUUUCAACCCCUAAAUUCUUUCUCUCUGUCCGUCUCGAAUCAUUUCUUCUCCAAUUACAUUGCCUUCGUUUCUGCACGCUUGGAGUCUGAGCAGCCAUGGCAGACACUCCGAAGAGGGUCCUGCAGUCCCCCAAGAAAUCCAAGCGUUCCAAUUCCAAGCCACCGCCGCCUCUAACUCCCACAACUCCACAAACCCCGACUCCCCGCCGGUCGGCUCGCCGGGCCUCGCUGCAGGCCGGUUCCGCCACUGCCCAGAAGCUAUUUGAAGACUCGCCGAAGAAAGAUGUGACGCCUCAACAUGAAUUGCGAAAUGAUUCGGGCAAAACACGAAGAAAAGGGGGAAAUGCGGGAACUGCAAAAACCCCAAAAUCUGCUGAGAAGGGCAAGAUGUGGAAGGAUAAAGAGGAGGCUGAUUUGACCGAGGUUGAAAUUUCAAUAUCUCCUGUGACUCCAGGGCAGUCGGAGAUUAAGAAGAGGAAAAGGGAGCAGAAAAGCACGGUGGUUACGCGUUCUAGGGCCUCGAAAAAUGUCAAUUUUGAGGAGAGCAAGAGCGUUAAGUCAGUGCCGAAAAGACGGGUUUAUUAUAAGAAGGUUGUGUAUGAUGGGGGUGAGUUUGAGGUGGGGGAUAACGUGUAUGUGAGGAGGAGAGAGGAUGCGAGUUCGGAUGAGGAUUUGGAUGAAGUGGAGGAAUGUAGGGUUUGCUUUAAGUCUGGGAAGGUUUUGAUGAUUGAGUGUGAUGAUUGCUUAGGUGGGUUUCAUUUGAAAUGCUUGAAACCUCCACUGAAGGAUAUUCCUGAAGGGGAUUGGAUUUGCUGGUUUUGUGAGGCUCGCAAGUUGGGUAAAAAGGUCCAGCUUCCGACACCUCCAGAGGGGAAGAAGCUGGUUAGAACAUUGAGGGAGAAGCUUCUCUCCAGUGAUUUGUGGGCUGCCCACAUUGAAAGCAUAUGGAAAGAAGUAGAUGGAAGCUAUUGGUGUCGGGUACGUUGGUAUAUAAUCCCAGAAGAGACUGCAACUGGAAGACAACCUCAUAAUUUGCGGAGAGAAAUUUAUCGCACAAAUGAUUUUGCUGACAUUGAGAUGGAAUCUAUUCUUCGACAUUGUUUUGUGAUGAAUCCUAAAGAAUAUGCCAAAGCAAGCAAUGAAGGGGAUGAUGUUUUUCUAUGCGAAUAUGAAUAUGAUAUUCAUUGGCACAGCUUCAAGCGUCUUGCUGAAGUUGAUGACGGUGAAGGGGAGGAUGAUGAAGCUGGAAGUGAUGAAGAUUGGAAAGUUGGCAAAGACUUGGACUUUGAUUCAGAAGACAUGGACUAUGACGAGGAAAGCAUAAAAAGUAUACUAGCUAAACCAUUUCGAGCUCAUGAGUUGGCUGCAAAUUCACAGAAGGGGCGGUUCUUUGGACUUCAAAAGAUAGGAAUGAAGAAAAUCCCAGAGCACGUAAGAUGCCACAAGCAGACUGAUCUUGAAAUAGCAAAGGCAGCACUUCUGCUGUCAUCCUUGCCUAAGUCUUUGCCUUGCAGGGAUAAAGAAAUGUUGGAAAUAACUGCAUUUAUCAAAGAUUCUAUCUCUGAUGAUAAGUGUUUGGGACGUUGCCUGUACAUUCAUGGUGUUCCUGGAACUGGCAAAACAAUGAGUGUGCUAGCAGUAAUGAAGAAUCUAAGGUCUGAAGUUGAUGCCGGAAGUAUAAGACCCUACUGUUUUGUGGAGAUAAAUGGUCUAAAGUUGGCAUCACCAGAGAACAUCUACAGGGUUAUAUAUGAAGCGUUAAGUGGGCACAGAGUUGGUUGGAAAAAGGCUCUCCACUUGCUAAAUGAGCGGUUCUCUGAAGGCAAGAAAAUUGGUAAAGAAGAUGACAAGCCUUGUAUUCUUCUCAUUGAUGAACUCGAUCUUCUCCUGACCAGAAACCAGUCGGUUCUAUACAACAUUCUUGACUGGCCUACUAAGCCACACUCAAAGUUAGUUGUAAUAGGCAUAGCAAAUACCAUGGAUCUUCCUGAGAAGUUGCUUCCUCGUAUUUCAAGUCGUAUGGGAAUCCAAAGGCUUUGCUUUGGCCCCUAUAAUUACCAACAGCUUCAAGAAAUAGUUUCUAGCCGCCUUAAAGGAAUUAAUGCAUUUAAACAACAAGCUAUAGAGUUCGCUUCAAGAAAGGUGGCAGCUAUUUCAGGGGAUGCACGUCGUGCACUGGAGAUAUGCAGGCGUGCAGCAGAAAUCACAGAUUAUCGACUAAAGAAACUAGCCUCAACCCCUAAUGAUGCAUCUGAAGGAAAAACCCUUGUUGGUAUGGCAGAGGUUGAAGCAGCCAUCCAAGAAAUGUUCCAGGCACCUCAUAUUCAAGUGAUGAAAACUUGUUCCAAACUGAGUAAAGUAUUUUUGACUGCUAUGGUGUAUGAACUGUAUAAAACAGGAAUGGGAGAAACUACUUUUGAAAAGUUGGCAAUGACAGUCUCAUGUCUCUGUACCAGCAAUGGAGAAGCAUUUCCUGGACAUGACACACUAUUAAGGAUAGGUUGUAAGCUCGGCGAAUGCAGAAUUAUUUUGUGUGAAUCAGGAGCAAAGCACAGGUUGCAGAAGUUGCAGCUCAACUUUCCAAGUGACGAUGUGGCGUUUGCACUCAAAGACAACAAGGAGCUACCUUGGUUGGCCAAGUAUCUCUGAUUUUCAGAUUCAAUCAGUUUCAGAACCUCCACAUUUACAUACAUUCUUGUCAUAAAUUCCUUUCGGGACUGACUAUCGUCUUUUAUUAUUUUUCCUAAACUACAUUUGUUCAAAUUAUUUGAGUGAGACUUGAGAAGUUUAAACAGAAGGAACAUAUUUUUUCGAAA